AUGGGCUGCUCAAUCAAAGCAAACUUAUUAUCUCCGUGGCGUCAAUUCUUCGUCCUUAAGGAACAUCUACUUGAGGUCGAUUGCUCAAUUUUAACACCCGAACCAGUUUUGAAGGCCUCUAGACACAUAGACCGGUUUACGGAUUUCAUGGUCAAAGAUAUCUCAUCUGGCGAGUGUUUUCGGGCUGACUAUCUAAUAACGGCAGGACUACAAGCGAUUUGGGGUUCAAAAAAGAUUGAAAAAAAGACAAGACGGAGAUAG
Protopolystoma xenopodis is the source of this 261-nucleotide messenger RNA. The record is from the annotation of a GenBank genome assembly. Lineage: Eukaryota; Metazoa; Platyhelminthes; Monogenea; Polystomatidea; Polystomatidae.